UCAUGAUGUCCAGCCAUAAUCCAUCUUUGCUGUGAAUGCGUUUCCUUUCCUUCCUAAAAAGUGUGGUUUAUCCCUAUUUAUAGAUUUUGUAUAAAUUUUGGUGUGUUACUUAUAGUUUUCCAUUUGUGAUAAUUCGUAAGGAACUUAAAGAGAAGAUGUCUUCAGGAAGACCAAUCAAGUGCGUGGUGGUCGGUGACGGCACUGUCGGAAAGACGUGCAUGCUUAUAUCGUACACCACAGACAGUUUUCCUGGAGAAUAUGUACCCACAGUAUUUGACAACUAUUCAGCGCCAAUGGUGGUGGACGGAGUAGCAGUCUCAUUAGGCCUGUGGGACACAGCAGGGCAGGAGGAUUAUGACAGACUUAGGCCUUUAAGCUACCCACAGACUGAUGUCUUCCUCAUAUGCUUUAGUGUCACAAGCCCAUCAUCAUACGAAAAUGUUACUUCCAAAUGGUAUCCAGAAAUUAAACACCAUUGCCCUGAUGCACCUAUUAUUUUAGUUGGGACAAAGAUCGACUUGCGAGAUGACCGCGAGACCCUCAGCCUGCUGUCCGAGCAGGGCAUGUCACCGCUGAAGCGGGAACAGGGACAAAAACUGGCAAACAAAAUUAGAGCCGUCAAGUACAUGGAGUGCUCGGCGCUAACGCAACGCGGGCUCAAACAGGUAUUCGACGAGGCCGUGCGCGCGGUGCUGCGGCCGGAGCCGCAAAAGAGGCAUCAGCGGAAGUGUCUCAUCAUGUAAAUAUGCCAUGAUAUCACUCAACGUGACAGCAGUUGAAUCUCCAACAGUAAUAAUAUGUUUCUACACCGGUCUUGCUCACAAUCCGUUGUAUAUUCGUGAAUACUCUCUUAGUUGGUAACAGCAAAUCUCAAUAUGCUCUCUGUAAUAGGCGCUGUUUUUUUGUCAGAGAAAUGGUAACAAACUUUUAUAAGUAUAACAAUCGCGAUCGAAUUAUAUCUCAACAUCCAGAUGGUUUCUGGAUAUGAAUGGAUCAGUAUUCAACAUUUGAAAUAGGGACCCCUGUUCAUUUCACUGUUUUUGUUAUAUAAAUGUUUUAAAUUUAACAUAAAAUGCUAAAUGAGAGCAUUUUAAAAUCCUCGAAUAAUUACCAAAUAAGACAAAUAAUGGGCUUCAAUAAUUGUAUAUUUCAAUGUAUGAUAUAAUACUUCCUUUGACAAUUUCUUAGAAAUUUAAAUGUGCCAUAGACAACAUUCAACUUUUUUUAUACAUGUGAUAUUUGGAUCAUCACAAUUUAUAUAUUGCUCCAGAAGCAAGCAAAUCAUUAUGCCAAAGAUUUAUGAAUAGAUUAUAAGUGUCAGUAAAUAUGUAGAUAUUAUUGUAAAGAAUCUCCAACGGUUAGAAACAAAUUGUUACUGUUAAGAAUAAAAUGAAUACUAUUAUUUUUGUACAUGCAACCUCGAUAGGAAGCUUUGAGAUAUUAUAUUCUUAUGCGACUUCCGAACAAGGACUGACCUUAGACGCUAGUUAUAUUGACAUACUCAAUUAUAUGUUCAAUAAUUUAGUUGCGAAAAGAUUUCUAAAGGACGCUCAGUACGAACAAUUUCAUACAUUGAACCACCUGUUUUUAUCUCUUUUGCAUGUGAAUAUUUAUAUUCCUGUCCCGCUCUCAUAACGGGGUUGAUUGCCGGUAUCAUAGGUGGGGCAGAGAUGGGAACACGCGGGUCAACGUACGAACUUCUUCGUUUUUGGCGUCAUUACUUUAUGAUUAAACAUUUAUAUUUGUAUGAGUUUGAAGAAAUAUAUUUGUUGUGGUUAUUUAGGAACGUAUCAUAUGCUUUAUAAAAUAAUCUAUAGCUUUAGUAGCUAACAGUUUGUACGAGCGUGCUCGAAAUAACCUGUAGGUAUGUCUUUUGAUACGUAUUUUCAUUUUGACUUAGUAUUUUUACUAUUGACAGUAUACAUUGCAGCUACUUGAGUUUUUAACUGUUUGGUUGGUUAUAAGAAAGCGAGAUAUAUAUUUGUGUCGUAAACUUGCACUUAAAAGGAGGCUAGCCAAAAUGACAAAACAAAAAAUGUAUUUGUAUGAGCGAAGCUACUUAGGUCACGUGACUAUUUCCAAAUACUAUUUAAGUUUCGACUGGCGAGUUCUUCGACUCGGUUAGGCCUCCUUAUCUAGUGAUCGAAGUGUAUGUAGGUGGGUGGAUCUAAUUUUUUGUUGUUGUAUUCCGCUAUGUAGAGGACCUUGUGGUCUAGGACUAGACCCAUCGUAUUUUACUAACAUAUUAGUAAUUGCCUAUAAAAUAAACAUGGAUGUAACACGUUGACAACGAGUGACUGCAACCCAGAAAAAGUCAUUCACCUAUGUACAUAUGGUAGAAAAGGGACCUUACAGUAACAUUGCUGAAUGGUAUGAUCCCUUUUUCAGUUUAAAGCCAGAUAUGGUAUGCUCCUACCUGGUAAGGGCAUGACACAUUGUAAGAGAAACCAUUUGCAAACUUAUUAAGGGGGUAAUAUUAGGUAUAUGAAAAAUUCUAUUGUAUGAAACCGUAUAACAAUUAUUUAGAAAUAAAUUUAACACUGCAAGUAAAAACCCACUGAAGAAGUUUUUGAUUUCAGAAAUGUCAAAAAUAAUGUUAUUGUAAACUGUUAGGUAUAUCCUACUUACUUAUUUUUAGAAUUUUAAUAAUAGAACCAAAAAAAAUAUUGAUCGAUCCAGAUUCGCUGGAAGUAGAAUAUACAAUUGUAAUAACACUAAUAACUGAAAGUGUCCAAAUUUUUAUCCUUCUAAGGCCUAAACCUUCUAAACCUGUUCAGAAAAAUCUUGAACACGAAUGUCGCUCGAGUAAUUUUGACACUGUCAUUUGUGUUAUUUUCCAUUCUGGCGAGAUAAAUUAAGUAUUCGUGAUCCGCAAGCUAACAGACGCCCUUACUCCACGGUAGCGGUUACAAUUAACUGAAUUAACCUAACUACAGGUUGGCAAAAAAAGAGUAGAAAUUAAAUAGAGUCAACAUUGUUGUGUCAACCCCUUCAAAUCAAAACAUGUAAGGAAAGUGGACUUACUAGGAGGUUGACACUUUUUAAGUUUGACCCUUUUUGCCAUGCUGUGCAUGGGCAUACCUAACUAUUACUUAUUCAUUAGUUUAAAUAUUUAACACAAAAAACAGUAUGGAACCUGUAUCAUACUUCAAGUUGAAUGGUUUCUCAUAAUAAAUAGUGCACUCUGCACGAUUAUGUUUAUUAAAGGCGUUUUAUUUUAGUCAUUCGUUAGGACAAAAUAUUUUUGUAUGCAUGAGAAACUAGAUUAAGGAUAACAAAGCAUUUACAAUGUAUCAUGACGAAUACGGCAUUUGUUUUAUAUAGUUUCUUAAACAGUUUUAUACUAGGCCGCUUUUGUUUACAGUACGCUUUGAAAGUAACGAUUAUGUAUAUAAAUAGGUAUCUAUUCAAUUAUUUAUAUAAGAACAAAAUGCGCAAUUUAAUACUAAAUCAUGUGUAAAACUGCACUUAAUAAAUUAUUGAAUUUA
Messenger RNA from Leguminivora glycinivorella, 3488 nucleotides. It is a transcript of the gene Mtl, whose product is annotated as ras-related C3 botulinum toxin substrate 1. Gene Ontology annotation, biological process: small GTPase-mediated signal transduction. The transcript is spliced from 6 exons. Gene Ontology annotation, molecular function: GTP binding; GTPase activity. Lineage: Eukaryota; Metazoa; Arthropoda; Insecta; Lepidoptera; Tortricidae. The record is from RefSeq and is a predicted model, not a curated record. The coding region runs from base 156 to 743 and encodes 195 amino acids.